Messenger RNA from Staurois parvus, 364 nucleotides. NCBI's taxonomy places the organism in Eukaryota, Metazoa, Chordata, Amphibia, Anura, Ranidae. The record is from the annotation of a GenBank genome assembly.
CCUUCUCCACUAUCAUUCUUGAACCAACAUGCACUAUAUCUGGUUUCCCCGGACCUUGCAUUCACUAUAUCUGGUCUCCCUGGACCCUGCAUUCACUAUAUCUGGUCUCCCCGGACCCUGCAUUCACUAUAUCUGGUCUCCCCGGACCCUGCAUUCACUAUAUCUGGUCUCCCCGGACCCUGCAUUCACUAUAUCCACUCUCCCCAGACCCUGCAUUCACUAUAUCUGGUUUCCCCGGACCUUGCAUUCACUAUACAGUAUCUGGUCUCCCCGCACCCUGCAUUCACUAUAUCUAGUCUCCCCGGACCCUGCAUUCACUAUAUCUGCUCUCCCCAGACCCUGCAUUCACUAUAUCCGUUCUCCC